Messenger RNA from Xyrichtys novacula (pearly razorfish), 6374 nucleotides. The record is from the annotation of a GenBank genome assembly. NCBI's taxonomy places the organism in Eukaryota, Metazoa, Chordata, Actinopteri, Labriformes, Labridae.
AUUUAGUCAAAAAAAAGUGGCUAAAACUUGAAAAGUCAGACAAUUGGAAAGGGUUAGACCGCAAAAAAUCCAAGUAUUAUUUCUUUUUUCUUUGUAACCGGCUCUUAUUUUGAAGUUCACCGGAAGUUGCAGCGGGCAGGGAAGUAGACUCCGUUCUUCUUUGUAAUAAACGACGGGCACCUUAAACGUCCAAACAGAUCCACUCCACGGAGACGUUACCGACUCCACUCGUUUCAGAGCCUGUCGGGGCUCGGUUGGUUCCGUCAGGAGGGGUUUCAGUCCGGUCCGGUUUCCCUCUCGAGCGCUGAGAUGUCCGUGUUAACCAGCAGGGCUCUGCACGAGCAGCUGACCGUCAUCAUGGGCGCGUUAACCAAAGCGGCGGUGGCGGAGAUUUGCGAGGUGGUGGACGAAGGCUACGCGGUGCUGCAGCUGGAGAUCACCCGCAGCCACAAGGAGAACGAGGACCUGAAGAAGAAGCUGCACCUCAUCGAGUCCAUAGUGGUCCGCGGGAGCAGCGGAGGACAGGCGGCGGAACCGGGGGUCGCGCCUACCGCGGAGGUCGCGCAGCAGGCGACGACACCGCAGGAGCAGCAGAUGCGGGACAGCGGCGGCGGAGACGCGGCUGCCGCUCCCGUAGAAGAGGCAGCAGCUGCGGUGAAGCUACGAGAGGAGGUAAACAAACAGUGCGGUGUCAGUUUACAGACCGACAAUUAAUCCGACGACUUUAAUUCUAAGUAAACUGAUCGAUCAUUUGACUCUUUAUUGGUUUUAUAAUCAAUAAAUUAGGAGAUAGUCAUCGUUGUUGACGCUUUCAGGACUACAGAAGCCGCGUGCAGACAUCCAUCCAUACAGUUACUCGAUCUCCCUGAGAUAGUUUUAUGUCAGCUGUUUUUUCAGAGAUGGAAAAACUCAAACCCGAUACAAAAACGCCGAGCUACCACCUCAAAUGACUUUUAAUCACAUGUUUAGAAAUAAUUAAACUGCAUUUCGAAACAGUCAAUACUAUGGAGUCCCUUUGUGGGCAUUGGAUUUUAAAGUACUGCAUGGUCACGAGAUAAAUAUGAAAGCGAUUGUGACUCAUAUUUCAAAUUCAAAAGCAUUAGCAGAAAUGGUUUUUCAUUUCAAAGUCAUGGCUGCACUAUUUGAUUCAGAAAUAAAAAUAAAAAGCAAUUUUCCAAAAUGCAUUUUCAUUUUCUUCUUCAAGACUGCUCAUUCUGUGACCAAAUUAAAAAGAAAAGCUUAAGUCAGAAAUGCUUUUUCAUUCAUUCAUUCAAUGCUUUUGAGUUUUCAAAUUGAAUUUUGUUACCUUUUUGCUGGUGAAUAUUUUGAAAAUUAAAUGUUGAAUGUUUUUUGCUUUUGCUUUUUAAUUCGGUCACAAAAUGAGCAGUCUUGAAGAAAAUGAAAAUGCAUUUUGGAAAAUUGCUUUUUAUUUUUAUUUCUGAGUCAGAUAGUGCAGCCAUGACUUUGAAAUGAAAAAGCUUUUCGGCUAAUGCUUUAAUAGUCAUGCUAUGAUGGGCUGGAGGAGCUCAUCUACAUGUCAGUGUUGGUCAUUCUGAAUAAAAGAGGGUAGGAUCUCUUCAAAAUUUGAUAAAUUUGGUCAGUGCCACACACAGCAUUUGUGCUUUUCAGGAGUCUCAGUUUGGUUACUUUCUCUCUUUUAUACAGGAAUGUUGACACCUGUCAUCUCUCUCUUUCUCUCCAUGUUUCUGCUUUUACGGAAAAACGACAUUACUUCAUAAUUGGUUUUCAGGUCUUAAUCAAACGCUGUGGUUGCUGUUAUAUUAAAUCCCACAUGAUCUCGAGACUGAAUUUAAUUAUCUCCUUAUCUCUGCUAAAGAUUCUGCACAUGCUCAGUACACACCGCAGAUUCCUUUAUCCGAAAUAACCCUCUUUUUUUUUUUUUCAUCACUUUUAUCUCAGCCUCGUCACCUGGGGACCAUGUCUUGUUUUUGCUGAUAACAUGUUAAUUAUCGUCUUAUCUUGGAAAAACUCAAACGUCUGAGUUUUUCAGGCAAUUUGAAAAGAAGAUAGGAAGAUAAUGAGAUAAUGAGAUUAAAAACAAACUGUAACAGCGGCUGCUCUCAGGUUUCAGAGAUUAAACUCAAACACUGAUGUUUUUUACAUUUAAACACGGUUGAAGCUAGAGCUACAUCACCAGGGCUUGACACUAACUUUUUUCACAAGGACAAAAGAAAUAAAAAGUUGAAAAUGUUCGGAGCACACGAAUAACUUUAGGGGCACAAUGAAAUUUGAUCAAAUAAUAUGUGUUUUAUUAUUUAAGAACUACUAGCAGUGUUAGUAAAUCACACUGCUGAAGCUAGAGCAUAUCAAUAUCUUUUUUUUUACAUCACUUUAAAUAACUUAAAAUGAGUUAACCAAUCAGAAAUCAGGAAACAUCUCCUAAUUAUUUUGCUCAUUAUCUGUUGUAUAAAAAUGUCUCAAACUUAUUAUCGUAUCGCAUCAUCUGGCUGCUAAUUAAACUGGAGAGUUUUAGAGUAAGAGGCUGUUUGAAUGUUGCAGAAGAGCUCAUGUAUAUUUGAUUUUUUUCAGCUUCCUGACGUGGUGUUGAUCAAAGAUGAGGACUCUGACAGCAGUGAAACGUUUGAGGAAGGUAAGUGGAAACAGGCCCUUAAACACCACCUGUCAUGUCUUAUCUGGAGGUGACCACAGAGAGGUUGUAGCAACAUAUUCAUUCAACGUAGCAAGAAGCAAAGAGGUGGAGUUGAGGUAUUCAGCCUCCUUGCCAACAGUGUGUUUUUGUCUUUUUUUUUAGAUAACAAAACACCGACUGACGGAGGCACAGCUGCAGCCAGAGACAGCGUCACGUCAACUCCGAUCAGCCGCUGUAUGAAGAGAGUCUGGCCAGGAGGGGAAGAGGCUGAGAGGAAGCUGUCCUCCGAGCAGCUCACGCUGAAAGCACCUCCAGUGACAGCAGGGUCGCAGAAGAAGAGUGUCACCGUCUUCACUCUCGACUCUCCUCGCAGCGAGCCCGGCUGCUCCGUCCAGCUCAGUGGGAAUGAAAUGGACGCCGGAGAGUCGGUGUGUUCCUUCUCCUCACAGAUGGACCCGGACGUCCAGCUGGUCCACCAGGAGUGUUCGAUGGUCCCCCCGAGCACUAACAGACAAACUGUGUACUUUGGAAACAGCGCUCUGAUGGAGUCUCAGUCGCCGUCAAACAGAGCAGAACUGGACCUCAGCCUGACGUGGACCAAACAGUCCAAAGGUCAGAUGAGUUACACUCAGUUUCAUCAAAAUGAAAACAUGGACAGUGACGCUUUCGGGCUCAAACUGGUCAGCGUCUCAGGCUCCACGUCCACAGACUGCCAGCUGUCCGAGAGCAGCAACUCUGCGUUUGAGUACGACGAAGCCGACAUGAUGAACUACGGCCUCUACAGGGACCAGUCGGGGCGAUCUCAGACAAGCACCAGAGGAAAGCGCUUCAUGUGCUCCAUCUGCAGCAGGACCUACGCCACAUCCCAGAACCUGGAGGUUCACAUGCGGAUCCACACGGGAGAGAGACCGUUCAGCUGCACUCAGUGCGGGAAGAAGUUCACCCAGUCGGCUCACCUGAAGUCGCACCAGAGCGUCCACACCGGAGAGCGGCCGUACAUCUGCCCACACUGCUCCAGGAGCUUCAUCGUCAAGUACAGCCUCAAGUUACACAUGAAGAAAUGCCACCUGAGCGUCUGAGUGACUGAACAUCUAACGGUUUUUAUGAUCCGCUCUGUGAAUAUUCCGCUUUUUAUACGAGGAAACGUUUACGAAAUAAGUCCAGCUCUGAAAUUUCUAAAAGGUGAAGAAGAAGAAAUAUUUGGUUUAAAGCUUUAAAAAUAUCUGAAGAGUCAUUUUACUUUCCCUUUUGUCAGUUUGUUUAUCAACACUUCAUCUAUCAAUCGGUUUAAUUAGAGAGGAUAGCAGCCUGCUGAGCGUGGUCAUCGGCCUGAAUGCUGCAGAAAUAAAGAAUAAAAUGGGCAGUUUGGAUUUUAAGAUGAUAAUGUUGAAAUACAGAAACAUUUGGAGCCACAACAUUAUAUUUAUGAAACACAGAAGAGUAUGAGGUGGGGAUUAAAACAGUUCUUUAAAUUAUCAAAUUUUAUUUAUGUAACGGUAUUUCACAACAGUCAUCAUCCUAAGAUGCUUUCCAAAGAUAAAGAGCAGGUGUAGACCACGCUCAUUGUUUGAUGAAUUAUCAAGACCCAACCUAAGAUAGGACAGAUCAUCUAACAUGAGUAGAGGUCCUUACAAACCGGGGCCAACGCGAAUAUAGAACGCGAAAUUAAAAAAUAUUCUGAGGUGAAUUUUGACGGGCCUGACUUAACACAUCAAGCCCAAUGCGAUUUUACUACUUCCCGUGGGAGACUUUGCCUCCUUUGCCUCUGAUUGGCUAGAAAAGCUGGAAACGUCAUCACACGCUUAAGCUAAACGGUCAGCACUUAAACGGUCAGCACUUCAGAGGCAAACUGUUAAAGCACACAAACCAUCGUCAUAUGAGAAAUCUGACGCUAUGACUCUCCACAAGUUGUCCUUCAGGUCGUUAUCUUUGUAAUAUUUGUGUCUUUUAUCAAAAAUCACUUUGUUCUGACACGUUAACAAUCAGCCGGUCGGCUGUGUUGGAGAUACCGGUGAAUCUGAUGUCGCAACAACACGCAAUCUGAUUGGUCAGGAGUGGAUACACAGUAUGCGAAACUUUAGAAAAAUCGACUGUAAUACGAAAAAAUAAAUGCCGCAAUAUCGCAGGACGGGAAAACGUUGCUGAUGUGAACACUUUUGACGUCUGAAAUAAUCGCAUGACAAAAACGGUCCUGGUGUGUAAGGACCUUAACAGUGGUGAGGAAAAACUUCCCUUUAACAGGCAGAAACCUUGAGGAGGACCAGAAAAUUUGCCUUUAAAUUUUUUUAGAGGAGAAAUUUGAGAAAUAAAGAGGUGUGUCUUAAUCCGACCUUAGUACUAUUAUUUGAAAUAAUAAAAAAAAAAAAUCAACUGGUAAUUUACUGAUGGUCCCUUAUUCAACACCUGAUGUUGACAGCGAGGAUGCCGAGUAGAUUUAACCGCGCUGCUGUUGUUAUUCCUGGUUAUGGAGAGUGAGAAGACACCGGUAGAGCCGCAGUGAAUGUCCGUCAAAUAUCCUAAAACUAACUUCCAAGACCCAGUCUAAGAUGGGACAGAUUUAACCCAUCUCAGCUCUUAUAGAGAAGGAUUCACUGACUGGUUGAUGAUAAAUAAAUGCUAAAGGUUGUUUUAAUCAAAAUUAAAUCACUAAACUUGUUUUUUAAUGCUCUUUAAAACUAAACAUCUUUGAGUUUUGUUGUGGUGACCUCUUCAAACAAGACUCAGUCAACUUUGAACCAGAAAAUUGAGGGUGUACCAAAGUUUGAGCAGCUGAUUUUGAGGUGAACCCUAACGUUUGAUGAUGUCUGUCUCUGCUGUUUUAGUUUUCAGUGUUCAGAAAAACGAACAUUUCAUCAAACCUGUGUAAAAAUUCAACACCCAGUUUGAGUCGCAUACAGUUUGUGUGUUUUUCCUUGUGAAUAAAACUUUUUAUUUUGAAAAUGGUUUUGUUUCCUUUGUUGAGACAGGUUUAUAUUUGAUUUAUUGCAAUUAAUUUGUUUUCAUCCAAAAGGAAAACAGUUCAGCGCUUAAGUGGAGAGCAGCUUUGGCAGCAACUUUAUUCAAGAAGGAAAAUAAAGGUCUUUUUUGUGUUAACCUCUGUUUGUUUUGUAUGUUUUGGUGUCAUUCUAACUGACAGGUUUCAGGUCCCAAUUACUGUUAUAUAGCCAGUGUGUUAUCAGUACAACAGUCAGAAAUGUGACCACUGUAUCAUGUUGAUUUUUUGCCAAACCAUUUUACUUACACUAAACUUUGAAAUUACAUCUGAAUUAUUUUGAAAUAUGGUUUGUGGGAGUUUUCAGCAGACAUUACAUCCAAAUUAUUUUAACCAAAAUGACUAAGUGGCUCAAAAUACUACAGAAUGAUGCCAUUCAGCAAAAGAGACAAAAAAGUUCAGGCUUGAUUUUAAGGUUAUUUUUUAUCAGUUUUUAGAUGUAUUAAUGGUCUUGGCCCAUCUUAUUUAUCUGACUUACUUUUAUCAUAUCAACCCUCGCGGACCCUGAGGUCCUCCGGCACAGGCCUUUUAACCUUUUAACCCAAAGUCAAAACAGACACACGGGGAGGGAGGCGGCGUUCAGUUUUUAUGGUCUCCGGUUGUGGAACAACCUACCGGAGAGCCUCAGGGUCGCAGAGACUGUUGAGGCUCAGACUCCCCUUUUUAACCAGGCUUUUCAUUAACUGCCUUUUUAUAUUUCUCUUAUUGCAAAUGUUUGUUUUAAUCAAAGUUCUUAUUGUUCAUUUUAUGUCAUUUUAUUAAUUAUCUCUG